GGAGGUUGUCGUUGAUAUCAGGGUUAUUCGAUAUAUAAGGAUCGCGUUUCUCGUCGUCUGAUCUCUUCCUUGUUGUUGUUGAUCGCUGCCUCUUCGAUCACCUUGAUUUAUUGAGCAGAGGACGAUUCAAACUUUGUACUGUACCUUUCAGAUAAUCGGGGAAUUCGAACUUCAACAUGGCCCAAGGCCAGAGCUUACAGGGUGUCACGGCCCUCAUGAGGGCUGAGAUGGCCCCAACUGGCGUCAAAGGUCUGCUAAAGAACAAGAAAGUUUUCUUCAUCGCCAUGUUCGCCUCGUUCGGAGGUCUCCUGUACGGCUAUCAGCAAGGCGUCUUAGGCCAAGCAGCCGUUAUGAAUUCCUUCCAGAGAGAUUUUCCUGAGAUCAGACAGAGUGCGUCCAAACUCGGUUGGCUCACUUCAGUCUUGCAACUUGGUGGUUGGGUUGGUUCUCUCUCAGCUGGUGUCUUCGGGGAAGUGUUUUCAAGGAAGCAUACGAUGUUUGCGGGUUCUUUGUGGGUAGUCUUGGGAAGCUUCUUGGCUGCUGGUGCGCAGUCGACUUCGUAUCUUUAUGCUGGACGCUUGUUUACUGGUCUUGGUGUUGGGACACUUUCUGCUAUUGGCCCUCUUUACAAUGCUGAGCUCUCACCACCUGAGAUGAGAGGUUUUCUCAUCGCUCUCCAGCAACUGACAACAACGAUCGGCAUCAUGCUGGCAUAUUGGGUUGCAUUUGGGAGCAAUUACAUUGGCGGAACAGGUGAUGGACAGUCCGCUCUGGCAUGGCGCCUCCCUAUGAUCAUCCAAGGCAUCCCUGCCGUCAUCCUCUGCAUUGGCUUGUUCUUCAUGCCCUUCUCACCCCGCCUUCUCGUCAACAAAGGCAAAGAGCAAGAAGCACUCAAAACCCUCUCAUAUCUCCGAAAUCUCCCUGAAGAUCAUUAUCUCGUGCAAGUCGAGUUCCUCGAAAUCAAGGCUGAUGCGGAAUUCGAGAGAGCUAUAUUCGAUAAACGAUUCCCGGAAUUGAGCAAAGCUGCUGGAAACAGCUUUGCUCAGUAUAGUAAUAUUUUCCGGUCGAGGGACAACUUUAAGCGUGUUGCGCUUGCAAGUUUGGUGAUGUUCUUUCAGCAGUGGACUGGUAUUGAUUCGAUCAUUUACUACGCAUCUAUCAUUUUUCAAUCCCUCGGUCUCACAAGCAGCACGAUUUCCCUACUUGCAUCUGGAGUCAUCGGUAUCAUCAACGUCGCUACAACCAUCCCGGCAAUCUACAUCAUCGACAAAGUUGGUCGAAAGCCACUCACGAUGGCUGGCUCCGUUGGGAUGUGUAUUUGUGAAGUCAUCAUCGGCGUUAUCGUGGCUACCUGUGGACAUGAUUGGAGCACUCACGCGGCGGCUGGUUGGGCCGCAGUUGUUUUCGUCUGGCUGUAUAUUGUCAACUUUGCCUAUAGUUGGGGACCCGGUUCCUGGAUUCUCAUCGCAGAAAUCUUCCCCAUCUCCAUCCGUGCCAAGGGGACAUCCAUCGGUGCCUCAGCAAAUUGGAUGAACAAUUUCAUCAUCGCCUUCGUCGUUCCCCCCAUGUUGAGUAACAUUGGAUGGGGGACAUAUAUCUUCUUUGCAUUUUGGUCUGCAGCAGGCGGUGUCUUCAUUUGGCUUUGCAUGCCUGAGACGAAGGGAAAGACGUUAGAGGAGAUGGAUCAAGUGUUCGGGAGUCAUACUGCAACAGAGGAGAUGGAGGAGUUUGCCAGGGUUCAGGAGAGAGUUGGGCUUACAUCACUAAUUCAAGGUCGCUCUGGAGCUGGCAGUGAUAAGGGGAGUGUAGAGAAGGAAGCGGGUCUAGAAGUGCAGCAUAUCAGCACUGUCUGAUUGUCUGAAAUUUGAGAUAUUAUUGGGCUCAGAUAUUUCUUUCUUCUCUGGGGCAGUAUUUUCAAGGACUGAAGGAGCCCGUGGUUGCGAAAAUUGGUACAGCCUCCUCUUCUUGCACGCUUAAGCACAUCUUGCAGUAAACUCAAUUAGAAAGUCUAACUCCGUC
Hyaloscypha bicolor E is the source of this 2019-nucleotide messenger RNA. Its product is annotated as general substrate transporter. The coding region runs from base 177 to 1853 and encodes 558 amino acids. Gene Ontology annotation, biological process: transmembrane transport; carbohydrate transport. The transcript has 7 exons. The record is from RefSeq and is a predicted model, not a curated record. Gene Ontology annotation, molecular function: carbohydrate:proton symporter activity. Lineage: Eukaryota; Fungi; Ascomycota; Leotiomycetes; Helotiales; Hyaloscyphaceae. Gene Ontology annotation, cellular component: membrane.